Messenger RNA from Coffea arabica (coffee), 2282 nucleotides. Its product is annotated as ethylene-responsive transcription factor CRF4. Gene Ontology annotation, biological process: regulation of DNA-templated transcription. Lineage: Eukaryota; Viridiplantae; Streptophyta; Magnoliopsida; Gentianales; Rubiaceae. Gene Ontology annotation, molecular function: DNA-binding transcription factor activity; DNA binding. The record is from RefSeq and is a predicted model, not a curated record.
GCGUAUUUCGGGGUUUCCAAUUUCGGCUGGAGGGAUCCUAUAAAACAGCGAUUUCAGUGUUCUGGUCUCCAUUGCAGCCAACCGAAACAUACCUCUGCCUCUCUUCCAUAUUUCUCUGUCCUAUAUCUCUUGUGAACGCUCCGGACUGUUCUUCUUCUUCUUCUUCUUCGUCUGCUUCUCGUCCUUCCACUUGAGUUUGGCUGUUUUGCUUUGCUUUGCUCAACUGAAAGUUUCUGAGUUUGUUUUCUUGGAAAGAGUUUCAAGGAAGAAAGUAACUGAGAUUCUUAGGACGGGAGAAUCUAAAGAUUGAGAGAGAGAGAGAGUAUACGUUUGCUUUUUCCCUCAACGACAGAAAUAGAUGGAAAGAAUAGCACUGCAGUUUCCUCGUUUGGGUGCCUAAAAAUAUUCAAGUCCCCUGUUCAAGUUUUUAAGCCUCAGAAAUUGCUCUUCUUCUUUCUCUCUUUGGCUUUUUAGCCUUCUUUCUUAGGUUCAUUCGCUUUCUCAAAAGCUCUGGAGUAUCUCGCUAGCUCUCGUGUGCUGCUGCUUUCUGGGUGUGUUCAAAACCCAUCUUUUAACGUAGGCAUUCUUUUUGUCAGAUUUUUUUUUUUGGUGGCGUGGCAUCAGCAACAUGUCUUCGAUUCUCUCAUCUGUUUUUGGUUCUCCUCUUUGACGGUUCCUCCCCUCUUUAUCCUUCCUUUGUAGUUGUAGAGUGAUAUAUAUGUGUGUGUUGGCCACUUCAAAGCAAUCUUCCUUUAUCUUCACGCUCUCUAUUCCUCUGGCUUUUUCUUUUUUACACUCCCAAUAGACUUUCCCUUACUCUUUUAUGUCGUCUUCAAUUCGAAUAGUAGAGCGACUGCAACUACUCUGGUAAGAAUCCAACACUCGAAAGUCUGGGGGGUAGGGGAGAAAAGAAAAGGAAAAAGAAAGAAAAUGGUGGUUCGCGGUUUUUUAUGUCCGGUAAAAUACACCGAGCACCGAAGCCUCACCAAAAAACUCGCCCUUAAGCCCAAAAAAUCCUCUGAGCGUAGCUCCAUUGUUCCCAGGACGGUUCGGAUAUCCGUUACCGACCCGGACGCUACAGACUCCUCCAGCGAUGAAGACGAGCUUUUCGGAAGGCUACGUGUGAAGCGGUACAUUAGUGAAAUCAAAAUCGAAACUGCUGCAGUUUGCCAACAAAACAGCAAUAAUGUUAUCAGCGCCAGCAGCAACGCCCUCGCUCCUCGUCAUCAUCCCAAGAAGAAGACUGCAGAGGCACUCCAGGCUAAGCAGAGGCCGAUGAAGGCCAAGGAGCCGCCAGUCCCCGCUGCGGGAGGUGCUGUACGGAAGUUCCGCGGCGUAAGGCAGAGGCCUUGGGGUAAAUGGGCUGCGGAAAUCAGAGACCCCUCCACACGUGCCAGGCUCUGGCUGGGCACUUUCGACACUGCCGAGGAGGCUGCCAUGGUUUACGACAACGCCGCCAUUAAGCUCCGUGGUCCGGACGCUUUAACCAACUUCGUCACUCCUCCGGCCAAGGAAAAGCCCCAAGUCAACGUGGCGUCCACCUCCUGCUACGAGUCCGGCGAGGAGUCCCACAAUCUGUCUUCUCCUACUUCUGUUCUCAGGUUCAGAAGCAGUCAGUCUAGCGAGGAAGCUGAACCGGAAUGCCGGUCCGAAGGUGUGGAAGGCCCGGUUCCUGCUGAUUGUACGGACGAGCAAACGGUUCAGGAGGAGACGGACGGUGAGCCGUGGCAAGAACCGGUCCCGGAAGUAGCUGAGGAGUGCCAGGGUGAAACGAGGGAUAUGAUACCGGAUUACUCGAACGAAUAUAUGCCCAUGGACGUUCCUUUCCUAGACAAUUUCUUCAAUUUCCAAUCUCCGGAGCAGAUAACCUUUGACGACACCGUUCCCCCAAGUUUUUCGAAUGAUACGUUUGACCUGGGAUUGGACGUGUCAUUCGAUGAUGACCUGCUGCCGGGUUUCCUUGAUGACACGGCAACAGCGGGCGCUGGAUUCGGAGAGUUUAAUGAUUCGUUUCAGGAUUUUGGUUCAGUGGAGCUGAAUGUGGAUGAUUAUUUCCAAGACAUGAACGAUUUUGCUAGCGCAGAUGCUCUCCUGGCAGUAUGAUCACCAGAUGCUUGCCCACACCCACCAGUAUCAAGCUUUUUUUCGCCGGCAUGCCAUCUUUCGUGGCAAAUUUUGUCAUAGGCGAUCAUCGGACCGUGUUUUUUUUUAACAAAAAAAAAAUCUUAAUUCUAUUUAUUAGUUUCCAAAAUAAUUUCAAAGUAUAGUGGUUGUUUUUUUUG